This is a messenger RNA of Rotaria socialis, 1161 nucleotides long. Lineage: Eukaryota; Metazoa; Rotifera; Eurotatoria; Philodinida; Philodinidae. The record is from the annotation of a GenBank genome assembly.
AUGGCUAUACAACGUUAUCGAUCGUGUUACCGUUCACGAAAAAUAACAAGUAGUAAAAGAUGUACACUUUGGCUUUCAUUUAUCUUGUUUGUACUGGUACUUCUAUUAAUAAUUUCCUAUUUUCAAACAUCGAUUUAUCAAAGUUUUCAAGAACUGGAUGAUUCUAUUAUUUAUAAAAAGCCUUGGUAUUUAUUGCAUAAACAAAAAGUUCUUGUACCUGUAUCUAUCAAUCGAUUAUAUGACUAUCGAGUAGUCUGCGAUGGUCAAAGUGAAAUUCUUAACCAAACUGAAUUAGUAAAUCGAUUAUCAACAGUUUGCAAAAUUAAUUUAAAUGGAAGUUUAAAUAUUAAUCUUAAUCCACCCAAUGAUUUUCAAUUACGCUCAUCAUUAACAUCAAAAUAUAUCAAUUUAUGGAGAGCGUCUAAUUCGUGUUCAAUAUUUGAAAAUGAAACUCUAGCAAUCAUUAUUUCCUAUCGUGAUCGUGAAAAAAACUUGAAAAUGUUAUUAUACAAUUUAAUACCAUUUUUAGAACGACAAAGAAUUCGAAAUUAUAAAAUAUUUAUUAUUGAACAACAAGCUUCAGGUUCAUUUAAUAAAGGUCGAUUAUAUAAUGUUGCAUUUAAUCAUCUUAUGAGAACCUCUAAACCGACGUGUGUUAUUUUUCAUGAUGUUGAUCUUAUUCCAGAAAAUGGCCAGAAUUUAUAUUCAUGUUUAUCGUUAACUCAUCAUCCUCUUCAUAUGUCGGCGAAUAUACAUUUUGACAUAAACGGUUCGUAUACAACGAUCUAUUCAUUUCUUGUUGGUGGUGUUUUAGCAAUGCGACCAGAAACUUUCAUUCGAUUAAAUGGUUAUUCAAAUCGAUAUUUUAAUUGGGGCGGAGAAGACGAUGAUAUGGGUUUAAGAUUUUUAUCAAAAGAUAUUUGUGUUCAACGACCAACAACUGGUUAUUACUAUGCUGCUUUUCAUUCUAUACAAACACGAAAUCCAAAUCGUUUUAAACUUUUAUUUGAUGCUACUUUGAGACAAGACAGUGAUGGACUUAAUAAUAUUGAUCAAUUAGCUUCUGUAAAACAUCAAUACGAAUAUCCUCUAGUCACUUGGAUAACUGUUGAAUGGAUUGAACAAGAUUAUAGUUCUGUGGUUCCAAAAAAGCAAACUUGA